GGCCCACUCAGCUAAGGGAUCUAUCCAGCUCACGAUGAAGCACGUCGCUGCCUACCUCCUCCUCGUCUCCGGCGGCAACGCCUCGCCCUCGGCUGCCGACGUCAAGUCGGUCCUCGAGGCCGCUGGCGCCUCGGCUGACGAGGCCCGCCUCGAGAAGCUCAUCUCGGAGCUUUCGGGCAAGGACAUCAACGAGGUCAUCGCCGAGGGCUCGAAGAAGCUCGCGUCGGUCCCGUCGGGCGGCGCUGGCCCGGCCGCCGCUGCUGGCGGUGCCUCGGCUGGCGCUGCCGCCGAGGAGAAGAAGGAGGAGAAGGUCGAGGAGAAGGAGGAGUCGGACGACGACAUGGGCUUCGGGCUCUUCGACUAAACGUCGGGCUCCUGGGUCUCUCUCUCCCCCUCCCCCCUCGUACCCUUCUUGCAACCCGUGCACCACCU
Molecule: messenger RNA, 432 nt
Organism: Rhodotorula graminis WP1
Lineage: Eukaryota; Fungi; Basidiomycota; Microbotryomycetes; Sporidiobolales; Sporidiobolaceae
Exons: 4
Coding region: 35-364 (109 amino acids)
Biological process (GO): cytoplasmic translational elongation; translation
Cellular component (GO): cytosolic large ribosomal subunit; ribosome
Molecular function (GO): structural constituent of ribosome
Source: RefSeq, a predicted model, not a curated record